GAUGGACGCAACUCUGAAAGAGCUGACCAGCUUAGUGAAAGAAGUCUACCCAGAAGCACGGAAGAAGGGCACUCACUUCAAUUUUGCAAUUGUUUUUACAGACCUCAAGAGGCCUGGAUAUAGGGUGAAGGAGAUCGGCAGUACCAUGUCGGGCAGGAAGGGCACAGAUGAUUCCAUGACAUUGCAGUCUCAGAAAUUCCAGAUAGGAGACUACUUGGAUAUAGCAAUUACUCCUCCGAAUCGUGCACCACCCCCCUCAAGCCGCAUGAGACCGUACUAAACUGUUGCUUCUUUGUAUGAUUACAUCUUCUGUUUAUUCCUACUUGCUGUUCUAAAGCAGGCUUAUUUUUUUUGCUUUUGUUGCUAAGCAAGAACACCUGAAGACAAAGCUAAGCAUCAGAAACGAAAGUUAACUUUUAAACCUUAACUUUUAGUUUAUCUGUUUAGAAGAAACACUUACCUUUAGCAGUGCCAUCAUCCUAUCCCUGAUAGAUAGAGUUUGAACAGUAAGUCCCUGUGUCCAGUGUUUCAAGAUUUCCAUAAAAUAUGACCAGAAGGAUUACAGGUGUUCUGUAGUUCUGUCUUGUUUGGAAUAAAGAUUGAUGUUAUUAAUCUUU
Molecule: messenger RNA, 617 nt
Organism: Balearica regulorum gibbericeps (East African grey crowned-crane)
Lineage: Eukaryota; Metazoa; Chordata; Aves; Gruiformes; Gruidae
Source: RefSeq, a predicted model, not a curated record